Dermatophagoides pteronyssinus (European house dust mite) is the source of this 2043-nucleotide messenger RNA. Its product is annotated as U3 small nucleolar ribonucleoprotein MPP10. NCBI's taxonomy places the organism in Eukaryota, Metazoa, Arthropoda, Arachnida, Sarcoptiformes, Pyroglyphidae. The record is from RefSeq and is a predicted model, not a curated record. Gene Ontology annotation, biological process: rRNA processing. Gene Ontology annotation, cellular component: sno(s)RNA-containing ribonucleoprotein complex; nucleus; small-subunit processome.
UGUUUGGAUUGUUGGAAUUUUGUGCAAUUUUUCAAUUUUGAAUUCAAAAAAACGAUGAAGUUGCCAAAAAGAAAAUCAACAACUAAUUUGGCCGUAAAUUCCACGGCUAAAAAAAUUGAACCUGUUAUUCAAGAUGAAAUUUUUGUUAAAAUUUUAGAAAAUUUUCAACAAUUAUCAUCGAAUCCUGAUAAUUUUUUACUACCUAAUGAAGAUAGUUCAUUGAAAUUUAAAACAAUUACAAAAACAAUAUAUGAUCAUGGUCAAAACAUUUUGUCCGAUUUAAACGUUUCAAUAAAAUCGACUAAAGAAAAACAAUCAUUGAAACCAUUGAAUAAUCUUUUGGUAGAUAAAUUUGAUAAUGAACAAAUUUGGCAACAACUUGAACUGUUCAAUCAACCAUUCAUUGAACAUUCGGUCACUGAAAUUUCAAAAAUAUUAUCCAGUCAAAAGCCAAUAUCAUUAAAUAUUGAUAUGAAUUUGGACAAGGAUCUGAAUAAAGAUAAUAUUACCAAACCGAUUUUAAAAUCAACGGAUAAUGUGAUUGAAAAACCAAUCACAAUUCAAAAAGAAAAGAAACAUGUAAAAUUUAAACUGGAAAAACCGACGACAAAAAUUAAAGAAGUAAAAUCUACUGUUAAUAAAUUUGAUUUUUUCAAUCAUGAAGAAAUGGAAAGAUUUCUUGAUGAACAAGAUGAAAAAGAAAUGCAACAAGACAACAAUAACAAUGCGGAUGAUGACAUUGAACAAAUUGAUCAUUUGUAUGAAUUUCCAUCUGAUGAUGAUGAUGAAGAUGAUGAUGAUGAUAAUGAUAACGAUGAAAUGAUGUAUUCAGAUUUUUUCGAUCCUCCACCAGGAACAGACAAACAAAAUACAAUGGAUCUGGAAGAUGAAGAAGAAGAAGAAGAUGGUUUUGAAGAUGCUGAUGUUGAUUUAGAUACGCGAGAUUUUGAUAUGAAUGAAUAUGAUGAUGAAGAAGAUGAUGAUGAGGAAAAUGAAAUUAAUAAAAAACUUAAAGCAUUAGCCAAUAAUGAUGAUGAUAUUGAUAAUAUUGAUGGUGAUCCAGAUAAAUCGGAAUAUGAAAAAAGUCAAUUACGGCUACAGCAAAAGAUUAAAAAAGCUGAACAAGAACUUCUUCUACCAAGUAAUCUUCGUUGGCAAUUUGCCGGUGAAACUAAUGCCGGUGUACGGCCAUCGAAUAGUUUACUCGAAGAACAUCUUCAAUUUGAUCAUGUAGCUAGACCUCCACCAUUAAUAACGGAUGAAACUACUACAACUUUAGAAGGUUUAAUCAAACAACGUAUCAAAGAUAAAGUAUUCGAUGAUGUUGAACGUAAAGUAAAGCCUAAAGAACAACCAUUUGAAUUUCGUCGUCGUAUAAUGUUGGAAUCGGAAAAAAGUAAAAUUGGUUUAGCAGAAGUUUAUGAACAAGAAUAUCUUAAACAACAACAAAAACAAAAAGAACAGGAAAUUGGAACAGCUACCGAUGCAUUUGUUUCGGUAGGUGAAGCCGAAGAAAGUGAAACACGUAAAGAAAUACGUCGUCAAAUUCGUUCAUUAUUUCGUAAACUUGAUUCAUUAUCGGCAUUUCAUUACACACCACGUCCGCCUGUACCUGAAGUUAAGAUUCUAACAAAUUUGCCGGCCGUAACAGUCGAAGAAGUGGUUCCAGAUUCUGUUAGCGAUAUGAAAUUAUUAGCACCCGAAGAAGUAUUCAGUACACGAAACAAAAAAGUUUUACAAGAUAAAGGUGAACGAACACAAACAGACAAGAAACGUGCACGACGAUUAAAGAAAAAGAAACAAGGUGUUAAACAAAAAUUUAUUCAAUCAAAAAUGAAAUUAAAUGUAUCGGAUAAAUCGACAAAACGAAAAUCCGAAAUAGAAGCAUUUGAAGAUGGUAAAAGUUUAAAAUCAUCAACGAAAUUUUUCGAACGUUUACAAGAAAAAAAUGAAUUACAAAAAAUACAGAAAAAAGCCAAACCGAUUAUCAUUCAACAGGCUAAUUUGGCUAAAAAAUUAAAACUUUAGAUUUUUUUUUUGAAA